This is a messenger RNA of Acanthocheilonema viteae, 1971 nucleotides long. The record is from the annotation of a GenBank genome assembly. NCBI's taxonomy places the organism in Eukaryota, Metazoa, Nematoda, Chromadorea, Rhabditida, Onchocercidae.
AUGGCUAAAAAACGAUCGUCGCUGAAAAAGAGUCGUUCUGGUUCUGUGGGUUCGACAAUGAAAAAUAAAAAGUUUAUGAGAUCUAACCAAACAACAAGGACAAAUUUGACAUUUAAAAAAGGCGAGCACAGUUUGAAUCCAGACCGCAAAACAAAAGGAGACCAUUUUCGCUCCAGAGCUACAAUCAAUCGAUUACGUAUGUACAAGAAUUUUAAACCUGUCAGAGAUGCCAAAGGUAAAAUUAUCAGAGCUGCACCUUAUCAAGAAAAAUUGCCUUCUGGAACAGUUGCAAGGGUUGAGCCUCAUCGAAAAUGGUUUGGAAAUACUCGAGUGGUUGGGCAGGAACAGUUGCAAAAAUUCCAGGAGAAUUUGGGAAAGGCAUUGCAAGAUCCAUUCCAAGUGGUUAUGCGACAAACUAAACUUCCUAUUUCGCUAUUGACUGAAAAAGCGAAGCAACAGCGCGUCCACAUACUUGACACGGAGAGCUUUGAAUAUACUUUUGGCAAAAAAGCCCUCAGAAAGAAACCAAAAGUAAGAAUGGAAAACCUUGAGACAUUGUGCGAAGAGGUUGAUCAGCGAACCGAACAGUAUGAUGAGACAGCUGAUAGCAGUUUGAUAAAAAAUGCCAAUUCUGAAGCAGUGGAGAAUUCAAAUCCACUAUUCAAAGCCGGACAGAGCAAUCGUGUUUGGGGAGAACUAUACAAGGUAAUCGAUUCAUCCGAUGUCGUUGUAGAAGUAGUCGAUGGUCGUGAUCCAAUCGGAACUCGAUGUCUUCAUAUUGAACAGUUUUUACGGAAGGAAAAACCCCAUAAGCAUUUGAUUUUGGUUCUGAACAAAGUUGAUCUGGUGCCAACCUGGGCCACGAAGAAGUGGCUGACGUUAUUGUCACAGGAAUUACCAACAGUGGCUUUCCAUGCAUCCAUGCAACAUUCUUUUGGGAAAGGAACAUUAAUCAACCUAUUAAGACAGUUUGCAAAUCUUCAUAAAGAUCGUCAACAGAUAAGUGUUGGUUUUAUUGGCUAUCCGAAUGUUGGCAAAUCUUCAAUAAUUAAUACACUUCGAGCUAAACGAGUAUGUAAAACUGCUCCAAUUGCAGGAGAAACUAAAGUCUGGCAGUAUGUUACUUUGAUGCGGCGUAUUUAUAUGAUUGAUUGUCCAGGUGUUGUUUAUCCGCAAGGAGAUUCGGAGACUCAAAUCAUUCUGAAAGGAGUGGUACGUGUUGAAAAUGUGAAAGAUCCAAUCAAUCAUGUACAAGGUGUUUUGGAUCGAGUAAGGGAACAAUAUUUGUUGAAGACAUAUUCCAUCGACCCAUGGAAUGAUAUAUAUGACUUUCUGACAAAAAUUUGCCUUAAGACGGGCCGAUUAUUAAAGGGUGGUGAACCUGAUUGGAACACAGCAGCAAAAAUUGUGUUGAAUGAUUUUCAGCGAGGUCGUUUACCUUACUAUAUUCUUCCUUCGGGCUGUGAACUCGAAAAUGCAAGUGAAAAAUGCAAGGAUAGGUGUACAGAGGGUGCAGAGAAAACAAGAACAAGUGAAUGCAGCGCUGCAAAUGAUAUCACCGAUGAGGAAAAAAAUAAUGCUGCUGAUGAUAAUGAUAAUGGUGAUGACGCUGAUGAUGACGAUGAUGACGAUGAGGGUACUCUAACGGACCUGGAUUCAACUUGUAGUGGUCUCACUAACUUAACGGAUCUAGAUGAUUUAGAUUUUCAACUUCCGGAGGCACCUGAAGGUACCAUCGAUGCUGGUGCUGAACCCAUAGAAAAGAAUGAACCAAAGAUAGAGAGACGACGAGCACGAGGAAAAAGGGCGGGGAAGAAGCUUUCGGAAAAGCGUGAUAGAUUAAAACAUGGAAAGCCGUUCGAGAAGUGCAAUGAUGUUGUUAAAUUUGGUUUGAAUGAGAAGAAAAAAGGAGAUAAAAAUGCGUGGAGAAGAAAGUUAGAAAAGCGUCGACGUAUCAAGCAUCAACAGUGA